Colletotrichum siamense is the source of this 1383-nucleotide messenger RNA. Its product is annotated as Sensitive to high expression protein 9-like protein. The record is from RefSeq and is a predicted model, not a curated record. Gene Ontology annotation, cellular component: mitochondrial inner membrane. Lineage: Eukaryota; Fungi; Ascomycota; Sordariomycetes; Glomerellales; Glomerellaceae. The coding region runs from base 1 to 1383 and encodes 460 amino acids. Gene Ontology annotation, biological process: inner mitochondrial membrane organization. The transcript has a single exon.
AUGCACCCCAUCGCCCGGCCGGCGUCGCGGCUCCUCCACGCCCGCAUCGGCCUGCACACCACCGCAGCCCUCGCAAGAUGGCCCGCCGCAGCCCUCCCGGCACGACGCCUCUACUCCUCCAUCCCGCCAUUCCCUCCUCCUCCUCCCCCGCCGAGCUCCUCCGCGACCAAGGAAGAAAUAAAGCAAGCUUCCCCAACGAGCGACCCAAGCUCCCCGUCGUCCCCGAGCGCAGACCCGAGCUCUAGCUCCACCACAGCUUCCACAUCGGCUUCACCUCCCGACGACGCAACAACCCCCAAGACAUCUUCAACCUCAACCUCCUCCUCCAACGACAAAAAUGCAGCCCACAACCCCCUCCCCGACGUGGCCUCCAAAAUCUACACCGCCCUCCCGCCCGCCCUCCUCGAGAAGCUCUCCCGCCUCAUGGACACCGCCCAAACCCGCCUCCUAACCGCCUCCACCACCCUCAACGCCCUCACCGGCUACGCCCCCAUCGAGGCCAUCAAGCACCAAAACACCCUCCUCGAGGCCCGCCUCGCCGCCGCCCAGGACCAAGUCCGCACCGCCCGCCACACCUACAAGACCACAAACGCCAAGCGCGCCACCACCCAGCGCGAGGUCACCACCCUCCUCGCCCGCAAGGAGACCUGGUCGCCCUCCGACCUCGAACGCUUCACCCAGCUCUACCGCACCGACCACGAGCUCGAGCAGGAGGUCGUCGCCGCCUCCGAGGCCCUCACCGACGCCGAACACGCCGAGCAGGCCCUCGGCCAGCAGCUCAACGCGGGUAUCCUCAAGCGCUACCACGAGGAGCAGAUCUGGUCCGACCGCAUCCGCCGCGCCUCCACCUGGGGCACCUGGGGCCUCAUGGGCGUCAACGUCCUCCUCUUCCUCGUGCUGCAGUUCGUCGCCGAGCCGUGGAAGAGGAAACGCCUCGUCCGCGGCGUCGUCGAGCAGGAGAAGACCGUGUUGGAGGGCGUGACGGCCGAGCUGGCGAGUUUGAGAGCGUCCUUGGCGCAACAGCGGGACGAGCCUGCCGCUGCGCCUGUCGACGAGCCCGCUUUUGCUCCCGAGGAAGUCCUCGCCGCCAAGGUCGAGGAGCCCGCGGUGCAGGACGAACUCGAUAGAGAGGUGGCUAGCGCUCUUAAGGGCCUGGAAAAGGAGACGACGGACUCCAGGACGUGGAAAGAGUACUUGUCCGACCCCGCGCUGUGGAGGACGCUUUCCGACGCUGCGUUUUGGAGGACGCGGCUGGAGGAUCUGUACUCGGAGCGCCGUAUCGACUUGCGCAUGCGUGAUGCUUCCAUUCUCGCUCUCGAGGGUGCUGCCGCCGGUGCCACAGUCGCCGGCGGUCUGGCGCUCCUCCUCCUGCGUAGAACAUAG